Messenger RNA from Dentiscutata erythropus, 609 nucleotides. The record is from the annotation of a GenBank genome assembly. NCBI's taxonomy places the organism in Eukaryota, Fungi, Glomeromycota, Glomeromycetes, Diversisporales, Gigasporaceae.
AUGACUACCAAAGCUGAAAAUAUAAUCAAUUGGUUUGAACAUAAGAGAAUAAGAAGAUGGUAUAGUAAAGAGUUACGAAUAAUGUGGGUAAAAACGUUCAAGAACUUAAAUAGAACAGACAAACCAUUAUCAAGAUAUACUAGCCCAAAAGAAUCGAAUAUUAAGAAUUUUAAGGUAAAAUUGAUAAUGGAAGAGCUACCAAAUUAUGAAAACCUAUAUAUACGAGAUAAGAUAAAAUACAUCAGCUCAGAAUGUAGAAGAUAUAAUACCACGAUUGAAGACAAUACACAUUGGUUGUUCUGCAUAAAAAAUAUAGUCAAAAUAGAUAAUAUAAUUAAAGAAGCUAUAUUGGAAAUAGAGAUAGAAAAAGAUAUAAAGACGAAGUUUCUGAAUAGCAAUAAAAAUGUAGCUACAAGAAUGACCAAUAAACUACACCAUAAGACAAUAGUUAAAAUAAAAGAGAAAAUUUGGUUGCAAAGCAAAAUUGAGUUACAAGAAUACCCAAUAUCAAUGAUAAGUCAAAGCAUUAACACAGAAAAUCUAGAAGAUAUAGCAGAAAAAGAGGAAAAUUAUAUAAAUAAUAAUAUACGUAAAUGGGGUGAAUUAUUU